Messenger RNA from Aspergillus wentii DTO 134E9, 1179 nucleotides. RefSeq names its product putative cell division protein kinase (Ctk1). Gene Ontology annotation, biological process: protein phosphorylation. The coding region runs from base 1 to 1179 and encodes 392 amino acids. Lineage: Eukaryota; Fungi; Ascomycota; Eurotiomycetes; Eurotiales; Aspergillaceae. The transcript has 5 exons. The record is from RefSeq and is a predicted model, not a curated record. Gene Ontology annotation, molecular function: transcription coregulator activity; ATP binding; cyclin-dependent protein serine/threonine kinase activity. Gene Ontology annotation, cellular component: cytoplasm; nucleus.
AUGGCUGAUUGGAAGAAAACUCUGGGCUUCACGGAUAGACUGACAGCCACCCAGUCCUUAACUUCAGCCUAUCAACGGGCCUCAUCCUCUGCAGCGUUUGCGGAAGCUCAAUCGCAAGCGAGGAGAUUCGAGAAUGAGGCUUACGAUAAAGCUACAUCUAAGGAAGAAUAUGAGCGCAUGAUACAGGAUGCUAUUGACGCUGCAGAAGCCACAGGCUCGGUAGCGCCGGUGAUCAGUAGUCCCGAUCAGUUGCGUGAUGACCCAGAAGAAUCAUGGACUGGAGGUGAAGACAUUGGCCAAUAUAGAUCAUGUCUGCCUCAUUUUGACGGGAUUCAUUCCACCAUCUAUAAGUCAAAACGGGAAGACGGGGCUCUGGUAGCAGUGAAAGUCACCAUACCACAUCUCAUGACAGCACCACACGACGCCGAACGUGAGGUUCGGCUUUUGAGAGAAGCUGCUAGUGCACAUAUGAUACCUCUCCUGGAGACAUUCAAGCUUUCUGGAGGACGACUCAUUCUCGUGUUCCCAUUUAUGAAGUAUAACUUUGAACAAUUGCUUCGUGGGGACAUGGUCACUGCUGGGCAGACCAGGUCUCAUUUGCGUGAUAUGUUCAGUGCUCUGUCUCAUCUCCAUACGUUGGGUAUCAUUCACCGAGAUAUAAAACCAUCAAACAUUCUCAUGAACUCUCCCGAAGGCCCUGCGUAUCUAGCAGACUUUGGAAUUGGAUGGAAAGAAGGAGACGCGGGGUCUGAACCCUUUGAUCAAAAGAUCACUGAUGUGGGAACUACCUGUUAUCGACCACCGGAGAUAUUGUUUGGAUUAAAAGAAUAUGGAACAACAUUCGAUCUCUGGGCAGCUGGCUGUGUUGUUGCGGAAGCUGUGGCCGUAGGUCAUAAACAACUGUUUGACUCGGGGCCUCUUGGAAGCGACCUGUCUCUGAUCCAAUCCAUCUUUCACGCUCUGGGGACUCCAGAUGAGCAUAUGUGGCCUGAAACCAAGAAACUUCCAGAUUGGGGUAAGGUGGAAUUUUAUAAAUUCCCCGCCAAGCCCUGGGAUGAAAUCCUCAAGGGAGCUUCUUCCAAAGGCCGUGAUUUGGUGAGCAAGCUGGUUUGCUAUGAGAGCAGUCAGAGGAUGUCGGCUGCAGAGGCCCUGAACCAUCCAUAUUUCUCUGCACCCUGA